CAGGAGGCUGGAAACAUACCCUCUCCCUCUCUCCUUUCCAAUUUAGUACUAUAUUUACAAAAAAAAAAGGAAAAACUAAGCAUGAUUUCAUCACUUCUCAGUAUUUAUAACUCAACGACCAGAUGGGCAAAACUUUAAGAAAACCCAUCCCAACAGUGUGUUGUUAUUUUAAUCAGCUCGUGCUUAGAAACUCAAGGUGUCAGACACAUAAAACCAAGGUGGAGUUUUAGAAGCUGCGAGGACGAGAGGAUAGAGAGGGAGAGAGAGAUAAGAAACACAGAUAAAGAGAGGAGAGAAGCCUUAGUUUUGUUAUUUUUGGGGGUUCAAGAGCUUUGGAAAUGGUGAGAAAUUGAAUGCGGUUGCUUAGAGUGGUGAUUAUGUGCUGGAUGGAUACAAGAACUAGGAAUAGACGGGGUUAUUUUGAUCACAGAAGAAGACAGCAUCAAUGUACACAACAAACAAAUACUACAACGACUGCAGAUUUGGCAAAAGAAACAAGACAGGGAAAUUUCUCAAACAUGGCUUCUAGUUGGUGUUAUAAGAAGAUGUCACCAAUCAUUUCAGUUUUUUUAUGCUUUCUUCUUGUUGCUUCUUCAAAUAUCUGUCCUGUUUUCUCCUCGGAAACCCGCAGUGGCCAUGCAACCAACCAAACUUUCCGACCCCAAGAAGAGCUACAAAAGUUGAAGAUUAUAAGAGAGCGUCUUGAUAAGAUUAACAAGCCCGCUGUCAAGUCAAUUCAGAGUCCUGAUGGUGAUCUUAUAGACUGUGUUUUGUCCCAUCUGCAACCAGCUUUUGAUCACCCUCAACUGAAAGGACAAAAACCGUUGGAGCCUCCAGAGAGACCUAAAGGUCAUGAUCCAUCAAGCAUGGUAACGGAGAAUUUUCAAUCGUGGGGUUUGUCUGGUGAAUCAUGCCCAGAAGGGACAGUUCCUAUCAGAAGAACAACUGAACAAGACAUGCUAAGAGCAAGCUCCGUUCGAAGAUUUGGCAGAAAACUAAGAAGGCAUGUUAGAAGAGACACUAACAGCAAUGGCCAUGAGCAUGCGGUUGGAUAUGUGACCGGCGAUCAGUAUUAUGGAGCAAAAGCCAGCAUAAAUGUGUGGGCACCCAGGGUUUCUAACCAAUAUGAAUUCAGCUUGUCACAAAUGUGGGUCAUUUCUGGUUCAUUUGGCGAUGAUCUCAAUACCAUUGAAGCUGGCUGGCAGGUUAGCCCAGAACUAUACGGGGACAACUAUCCACGGUUCUUUACAUACUGGACUACUGACGCUUAUCAAGCGACUGGAUGCUACAACUUGCUAUGCUCAGGCUUUGUUCAAACCAACAGUAGAAUUGCUAUUGGGGCUGCUAUCUCUCCAACAUCUUCCUACAGUGGAGGGCAGUUCGAUAUUAGCUUAUUGGUUUGGAAGGAUCCGAAGCAUGGAAAUUGGUGGCUAGAAUUCGGAAAUGGGGUUCUAGUAGGGUAUUGGCCAUCAUUUUUGUUCACUCACCUAAGGGAUCAUGCAAGCAUGGUACAAUUUGGUGGAGAGAUUGUUAACUCUAGGCCAUCAGGAUUCCACACUUCUACACAAAUGGGAAGUGGCCACUUUGCGGGAGAAGGUUUUGGAAAAGCCUCGUAUUUUAGAAAUUUGCAGGUUGUUGAUUGGGACAAUAACUUAAUUCCAUUGUCAAAUCUAAGGGUAUUGGCUGAUCAUCCGAAUUGCUAUGAUAUACAAGGAGGUAUUAAUAGAGUUUGGGGUAAUUAUUUUUACUAUGGAGGACCUGGAAGAAAUGUGCGAUGUCCCUAAGGGAUUAAUGGUAUAGGGUGGGAUUUUUUUUCUUCUUUUUUUCCUAUUUUUUCUUGUUGGGUGAUAUGGGUUUCAUCUCGAGAUCACUCAGUCGGUUUGGGCUAUUCUUAUAUUUAUCUCCUUGUUAAUCCAAAUUGUUUUGCCUUUCUUCUCAGCUAACAGUCAUUAGGCGAUUUAUCAAGUAUACCUCCUCUAGGUACUGAUGUAAAUGUGGGGAAAAAAACAAAAGAACAAGAAAUAUUAGUGAAUAUACUAUGGUUUGUGAUCAA
Messenger RNA from Populus trichocarpa (black cottonwood), 2053 nucleotides. RefSeq lists its product as uncharacterized. The record is from RefSeq and is a predicted model, not a curated record. Bases 354 to 1784 code for a protein of 476 amino acids. The transcript has 7 exons. Lineage: Eukaryota; Viridiplantae; Streptophyta; Magnoliopsida; Malpighiales; Salicaceae.